This is a messenger RNA of Magnolia sinica, 3820 nucleotides long. RefSeq names its product receptor-like protein EIX1. NCBI's taxonomy places the organism in Eukaryota, Viridiplantae, Streptophyta, Magnoliopsida, Magnoliales, Magnoliaceae. The transcript has 2 exons. Gene Ontology annotation, molecular function: protein binding. The record is from RefSeq and is a predicted model, not a curated record. The coding region runs from base 1 to 3300 and encodes 1099 amino acids.
AUGCCAGAGACUUGCCUUGUCAAGAGCGGAAACGGAUUGAGCAGAGAGAAAAGGAAUGGAGAGUUGUUAUUCUCAGCAGAGAAGAUUUCUUAUUUCUUUGUUUUAAAUGUAUUAAUAUAUUGGGGAGGAUAUUGGAAGGUGAGUGGUUGCUUCGAUUCCGAGAGAAAAGCUCUCACCACCUUUCGGAAGUCUCUCAACGAUUUCUCCAAUCUUCUCUCUUCAUGGGAUGAUGAUGCCUCUGACUGCUGCAAAUGGAGAGGAAUUACCUGCCACAACAUAACUGGGUUUGUUCUUAAACUCGACCUCCAUGCUACUUACAGGGUAGGUGGCAGAAUUGAUCCAGCUCUGGUUCAACUGAAGCAUCUUCAGUUCUUGGACUUGAGCGAUAAUGCUUUUAAUGGCGCACCAAUUCCAGAUUUCCUGGGUUCAAUGAAGGAGUUGAGGCAUUUGAACUUGUCAGAGGCAGGGUUCAGUGGGAGAAUCCCUCAUCAGCUUGGAAACCUCACCAAACUCGUUUCCCUGAAGCUUUCUUCAUCUUCUUUGAGUGCCAAAAACCUUUGGUGGUUGACAAGCCUACCUUCUCUCAAUUACCUCGACAUGUCUUAUGUGAACCUUUCCAUGGCAAGCCAUGAUUGGGUGCACGUAAUGAACAUGUCUCCUUCCCUUGUUGAGCUAAGCUUAAUCGAAUGUGGUCUUUCAUAUAUUUCUCCAACUCUUCCUUCUGUUAAUUUCACAUCUCUCCGUGUCCUCCAUCUCAGUGAGAACAACUUCAAUUCUAGCAUUCCAAACUGGAUAGCUAACAUUAGUAGCCUCGUGUCCUUGGAUCUCUCAUACAACAACUUUCAUGGUGAGGUUCCUCAUCGAUUUUCACAACUUCCUAACUUGGAAGAGUUGUGGUUGGGAUCAACUGAUGAUAACCUGAGGGUUGAUUGGUCAGAGUUCCUUGAAGGCAGCUGGAGGAAGCUGAAGAAACUUGAUCUAUCUUUCAGUCAGCUGCAUGGAGGAAUCCCCAACUCUAUUUGGAAUAUGACAUCACUUGAGUCUCUCUCUUUGUCAUUCAGUGAGAAUAUAACAGGUAGCAUUCCAAGAGCCAUAACUAAGCUUAUCAAUUUAGAGAGCCUGUCUUUGUAUGGAUACAAAAUGCAUGCGGCCAUUCCUGAUUGGUUACAUGAGCUCAAAAAUCUUAAACACCUUUCUCUCCAAGAUUGCAUGCUAACAGGCCCAAUCCCUGCAGCUCAUCUUGGAGGAUUGUCUUCCUUGGAAGAAUUAGAUCUCUCACGGAAUCAGUUGAAUGGAAAUAUCCCUGCAGCUCUUGGAGGAUUGUCUUCCUUGCUAUAUUUAUCUCUCCUUGGGAAUCAGUUGAAUGGGAAUAUCCCUGCUUCUCUUGGAGGAUUGUCUUCCUUGGAAGAAUUAAUUCUGUCGGGGAAUCAGUACAAUGGAAAUAUCCCUGCAGCUCUUGGAGGAUUGUCUUCAUUGGUAUAUUUAGACCUCUCAAUGAAUCAGUUGAAUGGAAAUAUCCCUGCAGCUCUUGGAGGUUUGUCUUCCUUACAAACUUUAUCUCUCGGUGAGAAUCAGUUGAAUGGGACAAUCCCAACAACUUUAGGACAACUUUCUAACUUGUAUUGGCUUGACCUCUCUUACAACUCCUUGACAGGAAACGUGUCUGAAAGUCUUUUUGAAAACCUCAAAAAGUUGAUGUCCUUACAUUUGUCUUCCAAUUCUUUGGUUUUUGUUCCACACUCUGAUUGGGCCCCUCCAUUUCAGCUUUCUUACCUUGACCUAGGAUCAUGUCAUUUAGGUCCUCGAUUUCCUCUCUGGUUACGAACACAAAAAUAUGUAGGAUUAUUGGAUCUCUCUAACACAACCAUCUCUGGCAUCAUCCCCACCUGGUUUUGGGAUCUAACACCCCAACUUCUUAAACUCAAGCUUUCAAAUAACCAGAUUUUUGGCCAAUUGCCCAACCCUUUCAAAAUGCAACCAUGGGCCAUCAUUGAUUUGAGUUUGAAUAAUUUCAGUGGUCCCAUACCCUGCAUAUUGAAUGGAGCCAGAGUACUUGAUCUCUCCAACAAUCAAUUUUCAGCCCCAAUCCCACCCAAUUUUACAUCCACAAUGCAGUAUUUAGAAUACUUUUCUGCCAAAGGUAACCAAAUCAAUGGCACGAUUCCCUCAUUCAUAGAAGGAAUGAAAUCCUUGAUUGUCCUUGACCUUUCUCGAAACAAUAUUGGUGGUAUCAUUCCAUUGAGUUUGGGUAAUUGUGUAGCCCUUGAGGCAGUUGAUUUGAGCAACAACAGGUUAUUAGGAGAAAUACCCAGGUCCCUGGGUCAGUUGCGUCGACUCCGAACAAUGCACUUGAGCAACAAUAGCCUAUCAGGAAAAAUCCUUUUGUCCCUGAAGAAAUCUGCUGGUUUGGAGACUAUUGACCUUGGAUACAACAAUUUCUCAGGUCAUAUUUCCACUUGGAUUAGCAAAAGCUUUCCAACUUUAAGAAUUCUGUGCUUACGAUCCAAUAAGUUUACUGGCAACAUCCCACCACAACUAUUAAACCUAACUUCUCUUCAGCUCCUUGAUGUAGCACAAAAUUGUUUAUCUGGUUCAAUUCCUCAAAGUUUUGAAAAUCUCAUGGCCAUGAAGAAUGAGCAAAAGAUUAACCACGUUCUUUUCCAUGGAGGGAUAGAAUCAUCAUAUUACAAGGAAAACUUGCUUGUGUCAAUGAAGGGGCUAGUGUUUGAAUACACAAGAACAGUUUUACUGGUUACAUGCAUGAACCUUUCAAGAAAUAAUUUGUCUGGAGAGAUUCCUGAAGGAUUCACAGGACUUUUGGGAUUACGUGCUUUAAACUUAUCUGGAAAUCAUUUGACCGGAAAAAUCCCAGAUAAGAUUGGUAAAUUGGCAUUGCUAGAGUCUCUUGAUUUCUCUGAAAAUCAGCUUUCAGGUACAAUUCCUCUGAGCAUGUCAAAUUUAACUUUUCUAAGUUGCUUAAACUUGUCGUUUAAUAACUUGUGGGGGAAAAUCCCAUCUGGAAAUCAGCUCCAGACAUUCCAAGAUCCUUCUAUUUAUAUGGGCAACAUCGGACUUUGUGGACCUCCUCUUCUAGAUAAAUGUGUUAGUGAUGAGACUCCUCCAGGUCCUGGUUACGUUGAAAAAGAUGAAGAAGAGGAUGAAAUGCGUUGGUUUUACUCUGGGUUGGGACCAGGAUUUGCAGUUGGGUUUUGGGCCUUAUGUGGCAUUUUAGUGCUCAAGAGGUCUUGGAGGAUUGUCUAUUACCGCUUCUUUGAUAAGAUGAAAGAUAGACUCUUUUAGUAAUUGUUAUAGGAUGUUAUACUGAAGAAGUUUGAUAGAAAUCGAAGUAAUGUGUAAUGAAUAAUUGUUGUAAUGUUGGAUGCUUCACAAAGGUUGGUUUUUUUUAUUUUUUAUUUUGAGUACUUUUAAUGAGAAUUGUAAUAGAAAGCGUUAGCGAUGAAUUUGGGGAGAGAAUCCGUCAGUAUAGCCCCCUCUAAUGUAUGUAAUAAUUAUCAAUAAAAUUACAAUUGAUGUGCUCCUACAUUUCUUUUAAAAAUUAAAAAUUAAAAAUAAUAAAUAUUCCUAUUUUGUAUAAGCCAGUUGCUCUUCUCAUCAAUUGGGGCACGCCAAUAAGAGAAACUGAUGCGGAUUGCCUGCAAAAGCCUUUCUUACCAAGAUUAACACGAGUAAUGGUCCAGUGCUCAGUCCAAUCAAUUAAUUGGACCGCCCACAACGCUAAUGACAUAUUUCAAUGGCUAGUAUGCAAAUCUUAACCAGAUCAAAUGAUUCUGGUCAUACGAUCAGUCAACUAGAAAAUGGA